Alosa alosa (allis shad) is the source of this 3257-nucleotide messenger RNA. RefSeq names its product thrombospondin-type laminin G domain and EAR repeat-containing protein-like. Gene Ontology annotation, biological process: signal transduction. Lineage: Eukaryota; Metazoa; Chordata; Actinopteri; Clupeiformes; Clupeidae. The transcript has 12 exons. Bases 146 to 2023 code for a protein of 625 amino acids. The record is from RefSeq and is a predicted model, not a curated record.
CCCUCUACUGCUAGCCUGGGGGCUGCUCUUCUCUGGGGUCGCCCAUGCUGAUGACAACCCCUGGAGACCGUGCACAGAUUUGCUGCCAUUGGACCUCCUGCAGCGCGUGUUGCCGGGAGACGGUGGAGCAUUGGAGGGGGUGCGCAUGGUGCAGACUCGGGGAGCGCGAGGUGUACGCAUUACUGGGGGUCAAAGGUCAAUGAGUUUUCCAGCGUCCCAGAUCUUCAUCAACUGCCCCCUCUUCCCCUCCGAGUUCUCCAUGGUCAUCACACUCAACUUACCACGUGCAAACCAACAGAGGGACUCUGAGUACGUCUUCACUCUCCUGGACGAGGAGAAGGAUCGCGUGCUGCUGGGCUUGAGCGUCGCCCAUGGAGACGUGCACUUCCUGUUCUGGAGUGGGCUUGGCCGCCGGCGUGUGUCGUUCAAGGGCGUGGCUCUGGCGGACGGGCGCUGGCACACACUCGUGCUGGCUGUUACGGGUCAAUUCACCAUCCUCACGCUGGACUGUGGCAUGCCUCUCGAGCUGAUCCAUGACAGGCCAUUCCCCUCUGAUCUAGACACCAGAGGAUCACGCUUCUUCAUCGGAAGCCGCAGGAGAUAUAGAGGUCUCUUCUCAGGCCUACUGCGGCAGCUGGUGCUGUUACCUGGCUCUGAUGCCACCCCGCGCAUGUGCCCGUCCUCAGUGCCCAGCCUGCCAGUUCUCUCCGUGCCCCCCUCUCUGCUGCAGCUCCCUGCCAAGGGCUCCAGUGCCAACCAGCUGCCCCUUUAUCCAUACGAGGCUGAAGUGCGCGUGACAGAGGGUUUGGUGCCCCCUUGUGGUGAUCUAGAGCAGGGCCAGCUUUGGGUCAACACUCUGAAGAGGGGCCUCUAUCUGUGUGAUGGACUCAUGUGGCUCCCUAUGCUCGAAGAGCAUGCACGGCUGGACUACGUGGAGGAUUACCAGUACCUCCACACGCGUUCCAAGACCUCCGACACCGAGGUCUUCUUCAUCCCGUCCGCUGGACUCUUCCUGGCUGCCGCCGGACGGGAUUCCCAGUCGGGAUCCGCCAUCUACAAGUGGGAAGAGGGGAAAUUCCGGCUCUACCAGAACAUCAGCACGUUCGAGGCUCAAGCCUGGAAGUACUUCACCAUUGGGAAAAGGAGACACACACAUACAAGCUUCCUGGUGGUGGCUAACUCAGGCAGCAGUAGUGAGGAGGCUGGGGGAGGAGAAGAGUACUCCAUCAUCUAUAAGUGGAACCCGCACAAGCAACAGUUCUUUCGCUACCAGAGCCUGCAAACACACACUGCUCAGGACUGGGAGGCAUUCAGCAUCCAUGGAGAGGCCUACCUCGCCGUGGCCAAUCACAGAAGAGCUGACAACAACCACAACAUAGACAGCGUCAUCUACAAGUGGAACCCAGGAACCAAGCUCUUCGAGGUGAACCAGACCCUUCUGACGUCCGGCGCGUACGACUGGGAGUUCUUCAGCGUGGGGCCCUACCACUUCCUGGCUGUGGCCAACACGUUUGAUGGCGUCACCACCUGCAUCAACUCCACCAUCUAUGUGAGGGUGGCCGGGCAGUUCCAGCACUUUCAGGACAUCACUACGUUCGGGGCGACGGACUGGGAGAUGUUUGAGAUCGAUGGGCGGGUCUUCCUGGCGGUGGCCAAUGGGGAGCUACACACACGCGGGUCGAGCCAAUACUCCAUCAACUCCACCAUCUACGAGCUCAACAUGGAGCUGCAGAGGUUCAUCAGAUUCCAGGACAUACUCACACACACGGCAGUGGACUGGGAGUUCUUCACGGUUGGGACGCAGAGCUUCCUGGUGGUGGCCAACUCCUACAACGGCACCUCCUACUCACUCAACAGUGCCAUCUACAGAUGGCAGGGUUCAGAGGGGUUUGUGUCCGUUCAUGAGCUGCUGACGGUGGGCUGUAGGGACUGGGAGUUCUUCCACAGCAGUGAGGGCUCCUUCCUCAUAUACGCCAGCGCCACCUCAACUCUCUCCAAAGUCUUCAGGCUCAAGACCUACUAAAGCAUCCUCAUCCUCAACUCUCUCCAAAGUCUUCAGGCUCAAGACCUACUAAAGCAUCCUCAUCCUCAACACUCUCCUAAAAGUCUUCAGACUCAAGACCUACUGAAUCCUGCUCAUCUUUAACACUCUCCAAAGUCUUCAGACUCAAACGGAUGCUCUUCAAAAUCAACAAGCCCAAGAACUACUAAAGCCUCCUCAUCUUCAACAUUCUCAAAAGUCUUCAGACUCAAAACUUACCGAACCCUCAUCAUCCAGAGCAACCUCAAAACUCUCCUCACAGACUCACAACCUUCACUGUGACCUCAAAUAUAUUUAAAAUGGAUUCUCUAAACUUACUGAAGGCUUACAUAUUUUCAUAUUUUAUAUCAAAAUUAAUGUAAUAAUUAAGUGCAAAUACAAGUGCACUUAAGCGCAAUACCUGGGUGCUGUGGCAGCUAUGUACUUUACAAAUUGAUGUGGUCGUAUCUUCCAUUUAAGCUAUUCUCUCAACAUACACACAUUUCAAGUUGUUAUUCAUUAUACUGUAUAUAUAUAUACUUUUUUUGACAUUUAGCUAUUUUUCCUUUUAAACAAUUCAUUCCACACAUAGACCUAUUUGUCACGAGCAUAAGCUACUUCACACGUCAUCACUGUCUAAUACAUAAUUUGUAUCAUCUACUCUAAGACUUGAAUACCAUAUUUUCAAAUGCAGAGCAGAUACACUUUCUUGACUGAAAAAAUGAUUCAAAUGAUUCAAAGAAUCUGAAACAAUAUGUUUUUAUCAUCACAAAUAUCCCCUAUAGCUUUGCAUUUUAUUUGGAUUCACACUCGUCUGUUCUUGCUUGAGCAUGACUGUGUUUAACACAUUUUUGUAUAAAGAGAUUAUUAUUGGAAUCAUGUUGCCAGGAUUCAAUAAAUUCACCAUGUCUCAAAACAUGGUGUUGUUAUUUCUACACUGCUAUUUUAAACAUGAAUCAGUUUGUACAACGUAGACUUGUAAGCAGUAUUCAAAAAAUUCAUCAUAUCCAUGCACUUCGACUUGAAAAAGCACAGGAAUAAACUCAGAUAUCAGGCAUACUUUUUGGAAAAAACAAUCUGUGACAUUGGCCAAUAUGUCCCUUAUUAUGAUGGAAGUUGACUUGUUUAAUUAAAAGCAUUUCUGCAGCCUGUAGCUCCUGAGGGUUUUAUACUGUAUGUAAAUACAUUCAUGAAAUUUAAAUAAAAAAUAUGUAAAUCAUGUGCUUUUUUGACUAUU